GAGCUGAUCGCAGAGAAAGCACUCACCACUCUGCCAGCCCCGCUCCUAUAAAUCGCAUUCACUUCCUAACCCCCCUUCUUAGCAUAUUUGAUCACUUUGAUUCUCAGUUCUUUUUCUUUCGCCUUUUUUUUUUUUGCUUUUUGUUUUUUUUUGUGGUCGUGGGGAGGGGGGGUUGAUUGUCCCUCCCGCGCCUCUUCUCGUCUUGCUUUUUUUUUUUUUUUUUUUGCAUGAAGAAUGAUGCUGUGUUCUAGGUUGUGAUCUGUCUUUCCCUCCUCCUCUUCCUCCUCCUGCUCUCCUCUUUUAUCAUUAUCACUGGCUGAGCUCUAAGCUGGAGAGUUGACUCUUUCCCUUCACCUCCCCCUUCCCCCUCCCUCCCUCCCCCCCCCCCACCCCAUGUGUUGUGUGAACCAACUGCGCUAAGAGCCCCACUUGCAAAGAAGGAGACGCGGCACAAGGCAGCGAGCAGCAGCAGCAGCAACAGCGGCGGCAGCAGGAGGAGAAGCAGCAGCAAAAUAAAGAAAAGAAAAAAGAGAGAGAAAGAAACAGCGGAAAGAAAGAAAGAGAGAGAGGAAAAAAAAGCGAAGCUGAUCUCGGUUGAUGUUUCCACAAUCUGGACUUCAAAAAACUACAGCGAACCCCUCGGCUUUCUGCGCCGAGAAAAGUCUUUUUAGUUGUGCAAUUUUUUUUUUCUUUGCAAGCCUUGUGUGUAAUCUUUAACCUUUUCUCCAUUCUUAUUUUGAUGGCUUUCCUGAAUGGCUGACUGUGAGCUUCCCUGGACCUGGCCCCCCGACACUCGCCUCUACUCCUUCAACUCCUCUGCAGCAGAUCAGCUUUAAGAGAGAGAGAGGGGGAGAUCUUUGAAGAGAUUUUGUCCUCUCUCUCUCUCCCCCCUACCCCUACCACCCCCUUACUUCUGUCUUUAAGCAAGACAAUCGACUCGCAAUCUGCCCCCCAACACCCCUCGUCCUCCGCCUUCGCUGGCAUUUUUUUCUGUCCCCCAUCCCCCUUUUUCUCCUUUUUUAAAGGGAAAAAAGAGAGAGAGAGAGAGAAACUGCUGCAAAACUGAUCUGAAAGCAAAGCAAACAAACUUUAAAAAUAAAGGGGGAACAGGAAGUUUGGAAACGGUGUCCAAUAGAUAUGGCAAUGGUAGUUGGUGCGUGGCGAGAUCCCCAGGACGAUGUACCCGGAGCUCAGGGAACUCAGCCUGCUCAAGCCCCUCCAGUGCAAGGACCACCAGCUGGGGCCCCUCACACACCACAAACCCCAGGACAAGGAGGGCCCCCCAGCACUCCAGCCCAGACCAACCAGCCAAGCCAGCAGAGCCAAGGAGGAGACAAGCAGCAGCAGCAGCAGCACAUUGAAUGUGUGGUUUGUGGGGACAAGUCUAGUGGCAAACAUUAUGGCCAAUUUACUUGCGAGGGUUGCAAGAGUUUCUUCAAGCGGAGUGUCAGGAGGAACCUGAGCUAUACUUGUCGUGCCAACAGGAACUGUCCCAUUGACCAGCACCACCGCAAUCAGUGUCAGUACUGCCGGCUCAAAAAAUGCCUCAAAGUUGGCAUGAGACGGGAAGUUUCUUCUUUAUUUACUGCAGCCGUCCAGAGGGGCAGAAUGCCACCCACACAGCCAACUCAUGGUCAGUUCGCCUUGACAAAUGGGGACCCUCUCAACUGCCAUUCCUACCUAUCCGGAUAUAUCUCCCUUCUCCUGCGAGCAGAACCUUACCCAACCUCCCGCUUUGGCAGUCAAUGCAUGCAACCCAACAACAUCAUGGGCAUCGAGAACAUUUGUGAACUGGCAGCCAGGAUGCUCUUCAGUGCUGUGGAGUGGGCCAGGAAUAUCCCCUUCUUCCCAGACCUCCAGAUCACAGACCAGGUGGCCCUCCUCAGGCUGACCUGGAGCGAGUUAUUUGUGCUCAACGCUGCCCAGUGCUCCAUGCCCCUCCACGUAGCCCCUCUCCUGGCCGCUGCUGGCCUCCACGCUUCGCCGAUGUCUGCUGACCGAGUGGUCGCCUUUAUGGACCACAUACGAAUCUUCCAAGAGCAAGUAGAAAAACUGAAAGCGUUGCAUGUCGACUCUGCAGAAUAUAGCUGUUUAAAGGCCAUAGUCCUCUUCACCUCAGAUGCCUGUGGUCUCUCUGAUGUAGCCCAUGUUGAAAGUUUACAGGAGAAGUCACAGUGUGCUUUGGAAGAAUAUGUUAGGAGCCAGUAUCCCAACCAACCAACGCGAUUCGGGAAGCUAUUACUACGUCUUCCCUCACUGCGCACUGUCUCAUCUUCUGUCAUAGAGCAAUUGUUUUUCGUCCGUUUGGUAGGUAAAACCCCCAUAGAAACCCUAAUCAGGGAUAUGUUACUGUCUGGCAGCAGUUUUAACUGGCCUUAUAUGUCCAUUCAAUAAAAUAUUGGAGAAAAAAAUUAAAAUAUAUAUAUUGAGAAGGGAGAUGAAAGAGAGGGAAAGGAAAGCAAAUGACAUUUGGGUUCUGGUGGUUGCUUAUAUUUCCUUCUGCUAAGGAUGUAAAAGGAUGUUACAAGUUUGCUAGAAGAAGACAGGAAAAAAAAUAAUGGACUGUGAAUUAAAAAAAGACUCUCAAAUGAACUUUUACAGAAUGCAUUAAAAACUCCCGUGUCAUUAAGCGAAAAAAAAACUUGCUACUUAUCAUUUCUUUUGUUUAAAAAAUAAAGGGAAAAGAAAAGUGAAAGAAAAAAAGAAAGAAGGAAGGAAAUACAUUAGGGUGGGUUUUUCUUUUUUCUUUUCUUUUUUUUUUCUUUUAUGGGGUAAACUUUUUAAAGAAAAAUAUCUCGCUGAAAGUGCUUUUAAAGGAAAUUUGGAGAAAAUUAGCAAUGGAAAAAAGUAAGUCUUUUUUUUCCAAAUUAUUAAUUGUCCUAUGUGUCUAUGUACCUAUAGUUGUUCUUUUUUGUAUUUUUCUGGUUUCAAACCAGUUUAUUCUGUGGUUCUAUAAUAAUUUUUGAUAUAAUCUUGGCUUCUUUAAAAAAAUGUGUAUCCUUAAAAUAUAUGUUCUGAAAGAAUUAAAACUGAGUCCACGAAAGUAUCAUAGGAAGAAAGGAAAAGAAAAGGAAAAAACCCCUCAACAACACAAUGAUGGAAGCGCACUUAGAGGUGGUGACCCAAAAUUUAGCUUGAAGCUGAGAGAGAGAGCUAUAAUUAUAUAGACCCAAAUGAACCACAUGUCACUUAACUACCCCCAAAACUAGGUUUUUGAUAUUUUCAGACAGAAAAUGAACUGUGGGGAUUUAUUGUAGGUAGGAUGAAUUGUGUCCAAGACACAUUAUGGUUUUGAUUAAAAAAACAAAAACAAAAAACUAAAAAGAAAAAAAAACAAAAAAAAACAAAGUGAACUUUUGUAAUUUGGAUUGGGUUCCACAUAGUUCUUCAUGAAUUGUUAUUAAACUCCUCUAUCUGUUUGUAUAUUUGCAAGCCCUUUGUAUUAUAAUAAUUGUUGAUAUUUUCCCUUUUUAAAAAAAUAUCAUUGAAAUCAGCAUGACAAAAUAACACUGUUGGCACUUAUAGAUAACGUGAUUGAUUCAGUAUCUUAGAGUUUACAGUUUUGUGUUUAAAAAAACUGAAGGUUUUUUUUUAAGUGCAACAUUUCUGUAUACUGUAAAAGUUAUAAUAACUGAACUGUUUGGUCGAGUCUUUGUGUGUUAUAUUCCAAGGAAAAUUGAAAGUAUUCAGAAAUUAAAAUAUUAUUUGAUAUCUGAAA
Messenger RNA from Gopherus flavomarginatus (Mexican gopher tortoise), 3718 nucleotides. It is a transcript of the gene NR2F2, whose product is annotated as nuclear receptor subfamily 2 group F member 2. Bases 1138 to 2394 code for a protein of 418 amino acids. The record is from RefSeq and is a predicted model, not a curated record. The transcript has 3 exons. Gene Ontology annotation, molecular function: zinc ion binding; RNA polymerase II cis-regulatory region sequence-specific DNA binding; nuclear receptor activity. NCBI's taxonomy places the organism in Eukaryota, Metazoa, Chordata, Testudines, Testudinidae. Gene Ontology annotation, biological process: anatomical structure development; cell differentiation; negative regulation of transcription by RNA polymerase II.